CCUGCCAAGCUGGUGUACGAGUCUCGCCUCGUGCAUGUACAUGGCGCCAAAUAGCCACAAACGAAAGUGCGUCGCAAUCGUCGGCAACACGGAUAACCGAGGAAUUUCACUGGAAUAACCCUGACCACGUGACUCAGGCGACGGGGAAGGGAUUCAUCGCCUGCAUAAAUAGGGGGACGGCAUCGUCGAGGCAACACUCAUGUAGCAUUCAUUCAGCCGACUUGUUAAGCGAUAUAGUUUAAAGCAGCGCUUCUACUGUGCAGUGAGAAAUCAUUUGAGAGACCUGGAAAAGCGAAAAAAGGAUAACGUGUUAAAAUCGGCUCGAUGAUAAGACGUGUGUUGAAUUGUUUAAUCGAGUGAUAAUCGAUACUGUGUGAAUACCGUAUAUAGUGAUUCGGGAAACUACCCGCAACCAAAGGAUUACAUUGAUUGAUCGAUCAGAACCACCACCGACCUUCGGAUCGACCGAUUGUUUUCAUCCGACGUAAGAAUUCCACCGACGGCCAACAAAGUUCAACCGUUCCGCUCGACAAUUUAUAGAGAAGAACUAAGAACCAGCACCAAAAUGACUUACAAGGAUGUACUUGCUGUUCCGCCCCCCCAGAACGUCACUUUCGAAAGCGGCAAACUGCCAUCCAACCUGCAGCAAGAGUUGAGAUCUCAGGGGACGGGAAUGCAGGUGACAUGCGGUAUGCUGCCUACUCUGCAAGCCCUGGCCUCUUGGGGUUGUCGAAGCCUGCAAGGGAGCGUGUGCCUUGUUUCAUUGUACGAAAAGCCGGACCCCGCAUGGCAUCUCCAGAUGACACUACUCGAAGCCUAUUGUCGCGAGCAUGAGAUCGAGGUCGUCAAAGUUAGAGCCAAGUACUUGAGGGCGGCGUUGGGUCCUCAGCACAUGGACAUUUCCUGCGUCUUGAUAGCGCCGGCGGACCCGUUCGACCUGGAACCACCUGCGUGAUUUGGAAAGUCAGAUGUGAAUUAAUUCACAG
This is a messenger RNA of Diprion similis, 986 nucleotides long. RefSeq lists its product as uncharacterized. The record is from RefSeq and is a predicted model, not a curated record. The transcript is spliced from 2 exons. The coding region runs from base 566 to 955 and encodes 129 amino acids. NCBI's taxonomy places the organism in Eukaryota, Metazoa, Arthropoda, Insecta, Hymenoptera, Diprionidae.